Messenger RNA from Aspergillus mulundensis, 1122 nucleotides. RefSeq lists its product as uncharacterized. The transcript has a single exon. Lineage: Eukaryota; Fungi; Ascomycota; Eurotiomycetes; Eurotiales; Aspergillaceae. Bases 1 to 1122 code for a protein of 373 amino acids. The record is from RefSeq and is a predicted model, not a curated record.
AUGAACCCGCCCGCCUUCCUCCUCGCCCGCUCCCCAACCCCCCCACCCCCCUUCUACACAAACACCAACACCACGCCCAAGCCCACCAAAAACCCCCCAACAAAACCAAACAGACGCAUCCCCCCAAUCCUCGCCGCCGGAAUGACCACCACCACAAGCACAACAAGCCCCUCAAGACCAAACCCCACCCUCACCACCCGCGCAACCCGCCUCGCCAACCUAUCCCAACGCAAACUCGCCGCCGAGUCCUCAACGCCGGACCCCGAUCUCCGCCGCUGCCUAGGCCACCACAAGCUGCUUACACGCUCGUGGUUCGAAGCGCAGGCCGACAUGAAGCGGUAUCUUGCGGAGGUUCUUGAGAGCGAGAGCGAGAGCGAGAGCGAUGAGGAGGAUAUGUACGGGUAUCAUGAUGAAUAUGGGUAUGGGGUUGGGUAUGGGCUUGGGCGGGGGGAGGUGCUGUUUGCGGGCUGCGAGGCCGAAGACGUCGAUAUCGAUAUGCAUGCCCGGUGGGGGGACGCGGGGUUUGAGUGUGAUGGGGAUGAGGAUGAGGAUGAGUGUAGCGUGGAGGAGGAGGAGGUUGUGCCUGGCACUGGCACUGGCACUGGUUUUCCGGCUCCUACAACUACGGGGACAGCUGGGGGUACAGUGUCAAAGACCUCGACCUCGACCUCGACCUCGAGCCCCAUCAUGAUAAAAGACAAGCUCGUCGGCGCGGUCCGCGGCCUCGUGCGACGGCGGAACUCCACCUCAACGUCCUCACCAUCACCACACGGGAACACCCCUACACCUACGCCCGGCACAUCACCACCCGCACCACCUCCCUCCACUCCCUCCAGUGAGAGCUCAUCCACGCCUCCUCCCCCUCCAUACACAACGGCCCCGGAGAACGAAGAAGAAAAAGUGCUCUCGACCAUAGCGCCCCGAAACGCCAGCACCAGCCAGAUCCCCGUGCACGUGCACGUCCACGAGCACGUCUCCAAGACCGCGAAGCCGCUUGCUCGGAGCGCUAGCCAGACCCAGUUGGCGACGCAGGGUCCAGCGAAAUCGAUCACCGUGCGGGGCAGGCAGUAUGCGCAGCGGCUGGGGCUGAAGGUUGCGGCGGCGGUGCCGGUUGCGACUUGA